CGAAAAUUACAACAACAAAGUCAGGGAAAGGCAGAUUAAAUUAAAAGCUGCUGCCCUACGGCUAAACAUGGCUCCCAGCAUAUUUUUUGUGCUAUUCUGGCGGAUUGGAGUGCACCUGUUGUAUCCCUAUAGGUAUACGAAUCGCUCGAUUCAGGAUGCCCUGGGCGAUGAUUAUCUGGUGUGGGUCUCCAGCGAUCGCUCGCAGAACGAGCAAAUGGUCUACAUGCUACUCCGCCAGUCGAUCGAAAACUUUCUGAUAUUCAUUUUGAUCAUGGAGAUUAUGCACUCUAUCCAGGUGGGACGCAAUAUGCCGUUAGUGGUGUAAUGCGGUGAGUCUAAUUUCAAAAAA
Messenger RNA from Drosophila arizonae, 349 nucleotides. RefSeq lists its product as uncharacterized. NCBI's taxonomy places the organism in Eukaryota, Metazoa, Arthropoda, Insecta, Diptera, Drosophilidae. The record is from RefSeq and is a predicted model, not a curated record.